This is a messenger RNA of Stylophora pistillata, 2011 nucleotides long. RefSeq names its product centrosomal protein of 57 kDa. Gene Ontology annotation, cellular component: centrosome. Gene Ontology annotation, molecular function: identical protein binding; gamma-tubulin binding; microtubule binding. NCBI's taxonomy places the organism in Eukaryota, Metazoa, Cnidaria, Anthozoa, Scleractinia, Pocilloporidae. The record is from RefSeq and is a predicted model, not a curated record.
CGGACGCUGUGGAGGCGUUGAGUUGGUGAAAAGUGUCAAACAAAAUGAGCUAGUUUUUGUUCAUCUUCGCUUAAUUCUGGGGACGAUCAAUUUAGAGAAUACUUCCACUCCUCUCGAGGAAGCAUGGCUUACCGGGAUGGUGUGACAACUCCUCCAUAUAUGUCAGGGUACAAUUACAGAGGCUAUGGAGUUGACUCACCGCACAGAGCAAGCAUCCGCUCCGUAACAUCAUUUCCAGGGGCUAGUGGAUCAGUUUCUUCCUUCCAUGACAAUCUUAAACCAUCACCCAGAGGAACUGUUCCUCAGACUAAUAGCAGAGCUGUUGUGUCAGCUCUGAAGGGACUGCAAGAAAAGAUUCGUAAACUUGAGUUGGAGAGAGCAGAUGCAGAAGAUAAUCUGAAGAAAUUGGCUGCCGAAUCAAGACAUUACAAGGAUGUGCUGCAAAAAGAACUCACUGUCCGUGAAUCUUCACAAGGGGUUAUUUCAAAGCAAAAUAAACAGUUAGAAGAUGACCUUCAAGGUGCAGAAGCUCGAUGUAAUUUAUUGGAGAAACAGUUGGACUAUAUGCGUAAGAUGGUCCAAACUGCUGAGACAGACCGAGAUCAUGCUUUGCAAAGGUCGGCAAUGGUUGCUAAACAGGCUGCCCAGCAAACUUCUGAUGAUAUGCGAGGACAGUUGGAGAAACUAGCUGGGCUUGAAAGAGAGCACAUGAAAUUAACUGCAUCACAUUCAAUAGCUGAGGGUAAAAUUAGAGAAUUGGAGGAACAACUUAGGGAAGAGGUUCAUCAAAGAAAACUUGUGGAGAAUAAAACUGCCGAGCUGGAAUCAGUCGCAGAAACUAAUAGAAUCCUCAUGAACAUGGCCUCGCCACAGCGAACAAAGCCAAAGAAAAAGAAGCGAAAGCCUCCAAGACCUAAACCAAGAAAACCAAAUCAGCCUGUUAAACCUUCGGAUCAUUACCAUUUAAAUUUAGGAAGUAUUCCAUUUGUCGUCGGCCAGUCAACAACAAAAUCACACUCUCUUGGAGCCAAUGUACAGACCGUGCUGUCUUUAAUGAAGGCCCAUAACCCAGCGCUGUGUCACGCUGCUGCACGACGGGCUCCGAAACGACACCCGCAAAGUGCGGGCUCAGCAAGUGCCAGUGAUUCAGAUAACGCUUUCGACGAGCUUCUCCUUGGACUACAGGAUGAGUUCGGACAUAUGACUUUUGAGCAUCGAGAACUUUCUCGUCAAAUACAAGAAUCCGACGAUCCAAGAAUACAAGAAGAUCUCAGAAGAGAGCUUGAAAACUUAGAAGCACGAAUGGAGGCGAAAGGAGAACAAAUAGCAAUGGUCCGACAACAGCAAGAUAAAGCGAAACGACAGCGCAAGAAGCAGAAGACAAAAGCAGCGGCAAAGCCCAAGAGCGCAAGCGCUGUCCUGCCGGCGAGUGGUGGAGAAGUAGAAGUAGUAACGACUGUUAAAACAAAACCUGUUCGAUCUGGAGGGACAGUUAAAGAUACCUUAUCAGUUUAUAAAGGGAUGAAGACUCUUCAAACUUCGCUUGGAAAGAAUCAGUACCAUUGGGAUUAGCUAAGCGAAUGUUUUUUGUCCGAAGGGUGGAGAGAAAGGGUUGUUGAGCUGCGAUUAGAUAUACUUGUGAAUGGGGGAGAGGGGAGGGUGAUAAAAGACAGAUAAGGAGUCUUAAAAAUGUUCAGACAUAGUACGUGUAUAACUUGCAAGGAGCGAAAAACUUAAAAAAAAAGGGACAGUGUGACAAUCAGGUCAUUGAUUUGUUUUUAUGAGGUUCUUUAGUGAAUUGGUCAUGAAAUUCUGGGAGAACUGACAUUUUAAUAUCUGGACUCAAAAUUAUAAUGCUUUAUUGUACCUCGACUGAACACUGAACAACCAUCUGGAGGCUGGCAGUUAUUUAUAUAGUGUAUGGUUUUUCCUUCGUAAGAAGAUUUGUAAUUAUGUACAUGCAACAAACUCAUUAUGGACUUUUCAAUAAAAGUAGGAGCUUAUACAGUUA